This is a messenger RNA of Lolium perenne, 848 nucleotides long. Its product is annotated as peptide methionine sulfoxide reductase A2-1. Gene Ontology annotation, molecular function: peptide-methionine (S)-S-oxide reductase activity. Gene Ontology annotation, cellular component: cytoplasm. Lineage: Eukaryota; Viridiplantae; Streptophyta; Magnoliopsida; Poales; Poaceae. The record is from RefSeq and is a predicted model, not a curated record. Gene Ontology annotation, biological process: cellular response to oxidative stress.
AUCCCGGAGAAAUAAAAGGAAACACGAAUUGACCAGCCUUAUAAAAUCUGGAGUUGAAGGCCGGCCCGAUCGAUCGCCGCACGCCCGCACGACAAGUCCACCCCUCCACCACCAACAGAUCGAUCGAUCGACGAUCGGUCACCGUCGCCGCCAUGUCGAACCCCGCGGCCGGGCCGGACACUGACGCCCCUGCCGGCGAGGGCCUGGAGCUGGCGCAGUUCGGGGCGGGGUGCUUCUGGAGCGUGGAGCUGGCGUUCCAGCGGCUGCCCGGCGUGGCGCGCACGGAGGUGGGCUACUCGCAGGGGCACGUCGACGCGCCCACCUACCGCGACGUCUGCGGCGGCGGCACCGGCCACUCCGAGGUGGUGCGCGUGCACUACGACCCCAAGGAGAUCCCCUACGCCGUGCUCCUCGACGUCUUCUGGGCCAAGCACAACCCCACCACGCUCAACAAACAGGGCAACGACGUCGGGACGCAGUACCGGUCAGGCAUCUACUACUACACGGCGGAGCAGGAGACACAGGCGCGGGAGUCGCUGGAGCAGAAGCAGCGGGAGUGGAAGGAGAAGAUCGUGACCGAGCUGCUGCCGGCGAGGAAGUUCUACCCAGCAGAGGACUACCACCAGCAGUACCUCGAGAAGGGCGGCCAGUCCGCCAAGAAGCGCUGCUCCGACCCCAUCCGCUGCUACGGCUGAUCCUCAUCUCGAUCGACUCCGAUUCAUCGCUCGCUGAUUUCCCUUGUGUCUGUUAUAAGGACAGCAUCUGCGUGAUUGUAUUGGACCAGUACUAAAUACAGUAUACUAUGUUUGUGUUGGAAUUGGAAUAAAUGAACAUAUGCAACUUGUGAA